Hemicordylus capensis (graceful crag lizard) is the source of this 4769-nucleotide messenger RNA. RefSeq names its product glutamic-oxaloacetic transaminase 1 like 1 (gene GOT1L1). The transcript has 10 exons. Gene Ontology annotation, molecular function: L-aspartate:2-oxoglutarate transaminase activity; pyridoxal phosphate binding. Gene Ontology annotation, biological process: L-aspartate biosynthetic process. Lineage: Eukaryota; Metazoa; Chordata; Lepidosauria; Squamata; Cordylidae. The record is from RefSeq and is a predicted model, not a curated record. Gene Ontology annotation, cellular component: cytosol. Bases 3348 to 4568 code for a protein of 406 amino acids.
GCCUCUAGUGUGGAAAAACCCUUAAUAGCAUAGAUCAAGCAGUUGGCUAAUUUUUAGCUUUACCAAGGGGGUGCUGGUCUCCUUCCUGCCUUGUACAACUCUAAUUCACAUCUUCUUGAGCAAAUGGGCCACCUUUUGCAAUCCUGCAAACAUGUUGGGGGGUUGUUAAUUUUACCCCCAGUAGGCAAACAGCAGAGCACUAAGGAAGAGAGCACACACUCCAGUUACAGAGGGAGACCCCUUUACUCACUAUCUCUACUUCCAAUGCCCCUAGUGGUCAUUAGGAUCAUUGGUGCAAAAGGUCAAUGCACUGGAACUCCAUCUCCAACAAAAACAGUGUGUGAGCUGCACUAUAAAAUGAAGACCUAAAGCAGCAAUAGUUUUGCAGAAUAUUCUAUCCCCCUCCACACACAGAGAUGCUGGUCCCAUUUCUUUUCUGGUAGCACUGGCAGCAAGAAUUAAUAACAAACAAAUGUGGAUUGUAGGUUCCUGUUUGCAAAUUGCUUAUUUCAGAGAGUUCAGGGAGAUUAACACUAUUUCAGAACAGAUGCAUGUCUACUCUGCAGUAAAUCCUGCUAAAUUCAAUGGGGCUUGCUUCCAGGAAAGGAUGCAUAAGAUUUCAACCAAGACUUUAAAGGGAAUGGUGUGUGAAUUUAUUUAUUUAUUUAUUUAUUUAUUUGAUUUUUAGCUUCCAAGCUGGCUCAGGGCGGUUUACAAUUUACAAUGGAAACUAUUUCAGGAAGUUAGUAAUUAAGAAGCAACAAGAGGCCCAUUCAUUUGUUAGGUUCAACACUUGUUCAAUGAGUGUAUAUUGUACACAGGUACAGUCAUUCACAUGUUAUGUUGAACACAGGUAUAGAAGUAUAUUUCAUGUCUGUAACAAUAUGCAGACAAUAUGCAUUUGAAGGGCCUGUAUUGAAGUUCACUUCUAAAAUGAACACAGACAGUCAUUCACACAAAUGUGUAUGAGUGUGUGGACAUAUCUGUACACUUGGAUACACUUCAAGGAUUAGUUGUUUUUGCUUUGAGAGACUUAGGAAAAAAGGAGGAGGGGGAUCCACAGUGGGAUCCCCCCACCCGGCAUACAAGAUUAAGAAUACUAUCAAUAGGCACUGGCAUAUUGUGGCGGAGUUACCGGGGUGUGAGGUUGCACCCUUGGUUGCCUUUCGGAAGACCUCUAGUAUUUGGGACAUGCUAAUUAGGACUGAUCUUUUAUCUAUGGAUAAGCCUGAUCCUGAGCUGGUUGUUUUUUUCCCUUGUAGCCACUGUUCUGUGUGCAAGUUAGCCAUGCCAUCUAAGGUUAUAUAGCAUCCUUUUACUAAUAAACCAUUUUUUUCUUAAGUUUUUUUGCCAAUUGUAGCUCUAAGGCUAUAGUUUAGGUCAUCUAGUGCCCUUGCAACCUUUGGUAUAUUGGAAAAGCAACAUUCUGCGGAUGAUAUAUGGGUGUUUCCCCCCCCUGUACAAAUAUAGGGGGCCUUCUUUUGCUUUAGAAGAUGUCCAUCGCAUUCUCCUUCAAAAAGAGACUUCUUCAUACACUUGUUUUCCACGGAGACACCUCGAGGUCUCAACUCUUAUAAUGAUCCAUUGUGCUUCCUGUAACUCUUUGGAGCACAUGGAUAUUGUUCUGAUAUGUUUUUGUGCCCUGUGUAUGAAUUCUAGUCUCUCCCUUGUGGACCUUUUUAGUUCCUGGGUUUGGUUGAGUUUGUGCGGGUUGGCUGUCCUUUUUCUCCUCUCAUGGGUUUUGCCAGCUUGUGGGUUAUGCGGCUCCCUGGCUGGGGACUGGAGGACCCUCCUGGAUAUAUGGUCUCCUCUUGGGGUGAUACGGCUUCUUGAGUUUUGAUGUUGCUUUACAGUGGUCACUUUCUGAGUUAUUAAAGUAUUGUUUAUUAUGAUUGUGGCUAUUACCACCAUGUGUGUGUUUUUUCUGUGUUCCUCCGGAGCAGUUUACAGGCUUCACGGCAUUUGAGUAAUGCCUCUGAUUAGCUUUUUGAACUAGUGAUUGGUUAUCUGGUUUGGCCAAACAAUUACUGUUAUUUUGGGAUACAGCUGCAGAGGCCUUUCUGCUAACUAGCGUUCUGUUAUAAGUUGUGGAGUCUUGUGGAGAGUUAACAUGCUUUUAGGCUUUUAUCUGCCUGGAGGAACUUUAUUGAGUGUUACUAUGUUCUGAGCCUGCAUAUUAUUGUUAAUAUAGCAAUGGAGACUGAUGAAAUAUGCUCCUGAAGAAGCAUUUAGCAAAACAGCUAUUUAUCCUGGGGCAGCUGUAAUGCCUUUUCCAGUCUCUUCAGUCAGCACUGAGCAGACUACACAGCAUGUACUGUUUUCCUGUUAUCAACUUUUGAAACCUUGAGUACAACUGAUUACAUCCCUAUCAUCGCUCCCUACUAUCAGACUACAGGAUAACUACAAGAGCUGUUAUUGUGAAUGUGAGCGAAUUUGGAGCCACAUAUUGAGGCCAACUUCUGUAUGUUAGGUUCUUUUGCUUCCACCAGACUUGAGGCUCCUAGUGGGAGUUUGCUAUUUACUAUCUGUUUAUGUGUAUUGUAUUCAUUCAUUUAUAUAUGCUGUUUGUAGAUGUUAACCUGGCUGGUUUUGUGUAUAGUAUAUUUCAGUCAUAUGCUGUUUGCAUAUAUACUGGUUUUGGGCAUAUCCUAUAUCAUGUUUAGUAUGUUUAUUGAUUAAAUCUUAUUUCUGUUUAAUUGCCUAUUAGAUCUUUCAGUUCACGGUUUGUUUUUGUUUUUCUCGGUUUGGGAGACUUGGCAGUCAAGGUGAAAUUGACCAACUCAAUACAAAUUGACAGGUUUGCAGGGGAUUUCCAAACACAGGUGAAAUUGACCAGCAGUUAUCUCCUUUUUAUUUUAGUAUUUCAGUGUUUGCUCUAGUGAAAAAAUGUGGUUCCUCUAGUUUAGCAGACUUUCAAAGCACAACAUUAGUUUUCUUGCAGAGAUUGAUGGGGGGGGGGGAUGAAAUCAAUCAGCUUGGUUGAAACGAGUAAGCUCAUUUAGCUUUUUUUAAAAUUGUGAACCACCCUGAGCUGUGUUAGGAUGGACACUAUACUAAUGAACUAAACAAACAAAUACCUUGAAACAGGGGUUCUCAAACAUGGGUCCCCAGAUGCUGUUGGACAAUAACUCCCAUCAUCCCCAGCCACAAUGGCCUUUGGUCAUUGUCACUGGGGAUGAUGGGGGUUGUAGUCUAACAUCAUCUGGAGACCCAUGUUUGAGAAACCUGGCCUUAGAAUGUUUGAGUGCAAGCAUGUAUGGUAUCCCAGGAAACCGUUGUCUUAGAGCUAGAGCAUGAACAGAAGAAGAUCCAUGCAAAAGCUUCCUUGGUGAUAGCCAAGCUGGGCAAUGGGGACCCUUUCAGUCUUCCUCGAUGUCCCAUUAAUCAAAGGAACAGGCAUUCCCCUGGAUGUCUACCGAGUGGACCCAUCUCCCCAAAAGGUGUGCCUUGGCCAUGCAGGCUGCCAGACUGAAUCAGAUGAAGCUUGGAUCCCACCAGUUGUGAGGCGGACUCUGCUUCAAAUCCCCCAAGACCCAACCCUGACCCACGAAUACCUCCCAGAACUUGGGGUUCCCGAGUUCAACAGAGCAGCCACGGAACUAGUGCUGGGCAAGUACAGUCGUGCUCUCCUAGAUAACAGGGCUGGGGGUGUUCAGACCAUUGGUGGGACAGGCGCUGUGUUUAUUGGUGCUGAAUUUUUGCGCCGCUGGUACAAGCCCAACUCCUCAACAUCAACUGCCGUCUACAUUGCCAUCCCGCAAUUGGGUAGUCUUGGCUGUAUUUUCCAAACUGCUGGUUUUAACGACAUUCGUCCAUACCAAUACUGGGACCCCGUCAAGCUGACUGUCAACAUACAACAGUUCCUGCUGGACUUGCAGAGUGCACCAGAAAGAUCCAUUGUUUUCCUUCAUGCUCCUGAAGAAACUGGCCUGUCGCCCAAGCAGUGGGGGAAAGUGGCAACCGUGAUGGAGAAAAAGCACCUCUUCCCCUUUUUCGACGUGGCAGCUCAGGGGCUGGCUUCUGGGAAUCUGGACCGAGAUGCCUGGGCACUGCGGCAUUUUGUGGCAAGAGGCUUUGAACUUCUGUGUGCCCAAUCCUUUUCCAAAACAUUUGGCUUAUAUGAGGAGCGGGUGGGGAACCUGAUUGUGGUGACAAAAGACAACGAGACGCUGAUCCGAAUCCAGUCUCAACUUGCCAAGCAGGUCACCAUGAUAUGGUAUGGCCCCACCAGUUUGGGAGCACGACUCAUCACAAUGGUGCUGAACAGCCCUGCCCUGCUGUACGAAUGGAAAGAGAAUCUCCUGACACUGGUAAAGAGGAUUAUGCUGAUGAGGGAGAAACUGAAAGAGAAGCUACGGAUUCUAGGGACUCCAGGCUCAUGGGAGCACCUUACAGCUCAAGCAGGAACAAACAGCUUCAUUGGUCUCCUCCCUUCCCAGGUGGAAUUCCUAGAAAAGCAGAAGCACAUCUACCUCCUUCCAAACAACCAGAUUAACAUCUGCAGUAUUAACUCCAAAAACCUGGACUACAUAGCACAGAGCAUCCAUGAGGCAGUGAUGUCAGGGUGAGGAUCAGAUUGUGACUGUGCCUAGCUAAAAGCCAAAUGGAUCUAGGCAGUGUCUUUGAUUAUUUUGGAAAGCCUUUAUCAGAUCCGACAGAAUUUUUUUUGUUUGGACUGUAGGUUAUAGCAAGAAAUCAUAAUCUGAGGUGCAGAAUAUCAAAUGCAAAAAUCAUAAUCUGCAUUAAAAAUAAUAAUCUGAUUCGCUGAA